Messenger RNA from Toxoplasma gondii ME49, 5378 nucleotides. RefSeq lists its product as hypothetical. Gene Ontology annotation, biological process: mRNA splicing, via spliceosome. Lineage: Eukaryota; Apicomplexa; Conoidasida; Eucoccidiorida; Sarcocystidae. The record is from RefSeq and is a predicted model, not a curated record. The coding region runs from base 952 to 4740 and encodes 1262 amino acids. Gene Ontology annotation, molecular function: DNA binding. The transcript is spliced from 5 exons. Gene Ontology annotation, cellular component: nucleus.
UUAAAUUGCAGCGGACAGUUCGACAGGCGUUCUUCCUUUCCAUCAUCUGUCUCCACUCUGCGGUGUUCUCGACCCGGAGCCUGCAGACACUGUGCAAAGCACGGCAGUCGAGUUUCUUUUGCCGUCGUAGAACGCUUCCACAUGUUUUUCAGGGCUUCCUACACAGUUUUUGCCAGUCUCUCUCCAUUCCCCGUGCUCCUUCUCUCUUUUUCGACGGCCUCUCGAGCCUGAAAACCUAUUCCUCACACCCAGCAUCUGGCGGGUGUUUCCUGUUUCUUUUUUCGGAGACGGGGCGUACCCUCGAGUUUCCUUGUUGCCUCUACUUGUCCUCGCGGCGAAACUCCUUCUUACUUCACUCGUGGAGACUGGCCAGAUGCUGGGAAAGAGGGAGAAGAUUCGAAAAACGCAGCAGAGGAGUUGACGACUCAAAAUCAGUUGAGGUCGCUCGCGCGGUCGACCGGCCGUGUGCUUCGCCGCACUGCAUGGCCGCAAUGGAGAAGGGGAUUUCGUAGGUUUCUAGAGGAAUUGUCGAAAGAAGGCGUCAUAGCAGACAAGAGUUUUUUUGUCGACUCUCCAGACGCUGUGUUUCUUCUUGUGGGUGGUGUUACCGGGGUCGAAUUGGAUUCACGGGCGGCGGAUUCUCGUCGAGUAUCCUUCUUUCUUCUGAGCGUUCGUCUCUCUGUGUCCGAGCGCCCUUUCAUCAGGCCUUGCGAGGGAGCGGACCGGUUUUCCAGAGUUUCUGAAUUGUUCGCGGCGUUCCCAAGGAAGCCGCUCACUGGUCCUAAGUUGCCUGCGCGUUUUGCUUCGUCAAGCGAAGGGCCGUCUGUCUAGACCGAUCGUGAACUCAAGAGCGACCGCCAGUUGGUGCCGCCCACAAACUGCGUUUCGUCUGGGGUGUCUGGGCGUCCUCGCGUCCUCGGCGGAAGAGCCGCUUCAGAAGCUGCAGAGUCCAUGUCGCUUUUCGCUCGGCGGAACGUGAAGAAGAGCAGCAGCCGGAAGGCGGCGCUGUUGGAGGAGGAUGAACCGGGAAGUGGAGUGGACAACGCAGAAGACAGCGGCCGACUUUCUUCGAUAAGUUUCGGCGCGCGAACGUCUGCUCCAGUUUCUUCUUUUGUCUCUUCGGACUUGUCCUCCGGGUCUUCGAGAAAUGCUUCGGAAAACGCGGUCCCUGCCUCAGCUGCCGCGCUGGCUGCGGCAAACCAAAUCCGCGAGCAAGCCGCGGUGGCUGCUGCACGGUCGCAUGCGUCGUCUGCCGUCGCGGCUCGAGCGUCUUUGAGUUUCUCCUUGACAGACGGUUCUCACUCCAGUUCCUCCGGCCUUGGCGCAGACGCCUUCGACGCUACACACGCACCCAACAACGACGCCGGAACUGUCUCCGGCCGCUUGAGCCACUCUGGGCGAGCGGCCGCGGGUGGAUGUACACCUCGAGGCGCGGCUCAGGGGACUUGCCAGGGUGAGGAGGCCUCGCGGCGGCCGGCGGGGGGCGCGGGUCGCGGCGGUUUGAGUUUCUCUGGACUGGACGACGAGGCGGACGACGACGGCUUUUUCCAAGUGAAGAAGAGCAAAGCGAGUAAGCGACUUCAGCGGGAGAAGGAGCGCGAGUCACGCUCGGACAACCUGGACCGAUUUGAGAGGGGCAAAACAGCACCGUGCGCGAGCCCCGAGAAGGUCCGCGGUGCUCCAUCGAGCGAGUCUGGAAAGAGUAAGCUGGUGCUGCAGGCGACCGGUCUGCGCCUCUUGGUUAACCAGACACACCGGCAGCGGCCGCAGUUCUCUGAAGAGGCGGGAGACGGCGCCCGUGGGUCUUCGAAGAGCGAGCGCGGAAAGAGUCUUUCCGACGAGCCGCGAGGCGGCGGGUCUUCCCGCGUCUCCUCUCAGAAGCCGGCGCCUUCUGCGGCUGGAUCCCUCAAAGCCGAAGAGACGCCGGACCGGCGCGAUGGCGACGCCUGCUGGAAGGGAGGGAGACCUGCGCUGGCGCCUGGCGCCGCCGCCGCGGAGAAGAUUCUGUCGCUCGCGGAGCUGGAGGAGGCUGAGGCCCGGCAGAGGUCGGGGCGCGUCGAAACGGACGCGAGUUGCGGGGUGCCGGCGAGUCGCGACGGGGACGAAGACGACGUUGCGUCGAUGGCCAGGCUCGCGCGGGCGCAGAGACAGCGCGCGCGGAUGAUCGAGAAGGGAGAACUGAUUCCUGCAGAUUCGGCCGCGGCGCUGACGGGAGAGUGGGGCACCGCCGUCAGACUGAAGAAGCGCCAGCAGCAGCAACUCGAGACGCUGCGGUCGUGGCGAGACGACGGCUGCGAGGAAGCAGAGGACGGGGACGAGGAGGAGCCGAGACGCGAGAGCGAUGACGAGGGAGAUGAAGAAGAAGACCCUGCUCUACGGCUGAAGGAGCAACUCCAGCUUCUGAAGGUCCAGGAACGGCAGCACGGUGUGGGGCGGCCGGGGGAGAACGAAGAGGAAGAAGCCUGGGAGGCCUGGGAGCGAGAAAAAAUCCUCAAGGGCGCGGGAAGGAAACACUUGCUGCGGCAACAACAACUCUUCGAGAGACGCCAACAAGAGCAACAGGAGUACCUUCAACAGCAGGUGUACCUCCAGCAGCAGGGGGGCUGGACGCCCGCAGACGCGCUUCAGCAACUGAACCUCCUCCAGCAGCAGCAGCGCCACCAGCAACGGCUGUUGAACCAACUCGCGAACCCCCAGGACAGCCACUCGGAGCAGUCCUCCGAACCUCUCGCCGCGUCCACCGCGGCGGGCCUGGUGGAGGCGCCAACGAGCGCGGCGUGGCUGAAAGAAGUGUGGGGCGUUGACGGGGCAAAUGCACAGGCUCGCGCCGCCCUCGCCUGGCUGAAGGAAGAGGCGCAGCAGCUGCGUCUCCUCGAGGUAGCCGAGGAAGAGCAGAAGGAGGAGCGCCGGCGCCAGCGGGCGAACGCGGCUGAGAAGCUGCGCCUGUUGGAGGUGCGGCAGCUGGGCGUGGGGAAGCGCAUGGACGACUUGCAGGACUUUCUGAUUUUCGUCGAGGACCUGGCGGGGUUCAUUUUGGCGAAGGAAGGCGCAGUUCAGCAGGCGCAGGCGACGAUCGAGGAGAUGGAGCGCGAGGUCGCGGACAAGAAGUUCGAGAGACGGCUUCUGGAGUUCGACGACUGUCGCCGCGAAGCCUUCAGAAGAACGAGACCUGGACAAGACGCGACCGACUCCGACAGUUCCAGCGACGACGAACGCGAUGAGUUUGGUCGCAGCCGCAAGUACACGCAGAAGCUGCAACGCAGCGACCGCGCAAAAGCCAGACGCGCCAGGCGCUUGGCAAGGCGACAGUCUUCCGAAAAAGGAGCUUCCCAUGAGGCCCUCAGAGAGACAACUGCCUCUCCAGCUGCUGUGCGUAUGCAGCGCAUUCGCCAGGGCGCGACCCGCGCCGGAAGAGACACCGUAGGGCCGGUGCAGGGUCCUGCGGGGCAGGAGGGCCUGUGGGGUGUGCUGGGGGAGACCCUCGGGGACGGCUGGGCGACGAGCGAGGACGAAGAAGACGGCGUCGGCCGGUUGCGGAGAGACAGAAGCAAGUUUAGCGCAGCCGCGUCGGAGGUCAUGGAGGAUGUGGCAGAGGCCUUUGUGUCGGUCGCGGCGGUUUUGGAGGAAGUCGAGAAAAUGAAGAAAUGGUGCGGCGCCGAGUUCGCUGCACUGCGGAUCCUCGAACAAGUCCCAGACAUGAUCAAGACGCAGGUGCGGUGGCAACUUCUUUGGUGGAACCCACUGGCGAUCGCGGACGAGUUGGCGAAGAACGAGGCCAGGGGCGACAAGACUCGCGCCUGGGUCUCUGAAGCCUCGCUGGAAAACUUCGACUGGUUCCUCGAGCUCGGCCUCUUCAUCGACAAAUUGGACGAACUGUCCGGCGCGCCCCUGCCACAGUCUGCCUCUUCAGAAAAGGUUAGACAACCGACGUCGGCGACAGGCAAAGAAGGAGAAGAAGGAAGCGAAAAGGUUUCUGGAGAAACCUGCGAUCCAAGCACAGUCAUGUCGGAAGUCGUGAAACAGUGCGUCGUGCCUCGCGCGGCAGCUGCACUCAAGUGUACAGACAUCACGUCGUUCGCUUCCGUGAAUCGCGCUGCUCAACUUCUUGGAGAGCUGCUGCUGUUCAGAGAUGAAAACUCUCUGCCUCACCUCACGAAAGUUCUCCAGGACUUUGUGGCCUUCGUCGUGGCACAAGUCUCGGCUCUUUUGCCGGCAGAUUUUGUCAAACAAGUCGUCGCAGACGUCCCUCAGUUUCCUCCCUCGCCUCAGGGCUGCGGCGGAGAGGUGACGCAGGACGAGGCGGCUACGAAGAAGGAACUCGUGGAACUGUUUCUCCAUCGAGCCUUGAAGAUCGCAGGUUGCUGCGCGUGCUUCAUGGACAUUCUCAGCGACUCGCUUCUCCUCCACAUUUGCAUGCAGGAGAUCUUCGUGGACCGCGUGAAGCCGCUGCUGCCGACCUUGCCGCCGUCAGAACAGCUGGUGGUGCUCGGCGCCUUCAUUCACCUCCUGCCGCUGCGCUGGGUGCUUCAACUGCAAGAAGAAUCGCCUGGAGAGAGCGGCGCGACUCCUCGCAUGCAACAGCUGCUGGGGGCUGUUGUGGCGCUCGGCGAGGCGGUCGUCGACGAAGCGGAGCAGGCAGAAGUAUUGCUGCUCCUGAAGAAGCUUUCUCCUCAAGAGGAAGCAGAAAAGAUUCAACGCGUCUUCGAACAGCGUCACGGCCAGCGACUCAGCCAGCAGUGACUGCGAGCGUCGAGACGAACUGCAGCGCGAAUCUGGAAGUUGCCUUCUUCACAAAACGAAAUCAGACGCGAGCGUUGCCGUGUUGAACGCAUCCAGAUGUCGACCCAAGAAGUUCGUUACAAUGCAUAGAUGGCUCCGCGGAUCCGGCGAGCGUGUGUCUUCUGUUUUCUGUUUUCUGCAAGCACUGAGUGCAAGCAGCUUGGAUGCGACCAGUUGUUCUCUCUGUCCAGUCGAGGCGCUGAUGUCGUCCUCACCUCUCAAGAAACAGAUUCCUUCAAGAAGGACGUUCUUUUUUAGCUGGGCGCCCGAACUCAGGGAGCAGGCGCAAGUAACGCACCCGAGACACAACUUUGUGAAACGAAGUCGGACAGAUUUUACUGCCGGCGCGGAUGACUCGAUCCAGAAGCAGCGCCGUGUCGUAAUCCUUUGCUCAGAGUUUGGAUGGAGAAAUUCUCGUUCCGGCCUUUAGCUUUUCACCAUGGACAGACAACGUUUUUGCGUCGGCGCGUUCUUAUGCUAGGCCUUACCGACUGCAAGAGGUGACUUGAGUACGAUUCUCUUGGAAUUCCCUGAAAAUGGAAAGAGAUGUGACUAUUUGGACUCUGGGCAUUAGAGAAGUCUUCCAGCAUCAAGUCUGG